CAGCCCGCGGCGCCCGCCCUCCGUCCCCCGGCCCCGCCGCGCCCUCCGCUCGCACCCGCCGCGCCCCGCGCCCCCGGCCCCGGGCGGCGGCCUCCGGCCCCGGGCGGCGGCGUGGCACGGGCGGCAGCAUGGUGGAGAAGCGCUGCCCGCUGCAGAGGGACGGUGUGUACCGUUGGUUCUCGGAGCUGCCGUCGCCACAGCGCGUGGAGUUCCUGUGCGGCCUGCUGGACCUGUGCAUCCCUCUCGAGUUGCGCUUCCUCGGCUCGUGCCUCGAGGACCUGGCGCGCAAGGACUACCACUCGCUGCGCGACUCAGAGAUCAAGGCCAACAACCCCGCCGACCUGGGCAGCCUCACCAACCUGACAGACGAGGUGGUGCGCAGCAAGCUGCUGGUGUCGCUGGCGCUGUUGGGCUCGGAGCAGCGCGAGGCGGCUGGCGUGCUCUACCGCACGCUCACGCACAUCGACUCCAUCAUCCACAACUACGGGCUGCAGCUCAACGAGGGCCGCACGGGCGAUGAGUUCCUGCUGCUCUUCACCAUGGCCUCCAACCACCCGGCCUUCAGCUUCCACCAGAAGCAGGUGUUGCGCCAGGAGCUCACGCAGAUUCAGAGCAGCCUGAGCGGCGGUGGCGGGGGCCACGGGGGCAAGAGCGCGCUGCCCACCUGCCCGUCUUGCCACAAGGUCACUCCAAGAACUGAGACCCCUGUCACCAGUGUGAGUAAUAGUUUGGAGAAUGCACUACGUACAUCAGCACAUUCCACUGAGGAGUCGCUGCCCAAGAGGACUGUAGGAAAACACUCCAAAGUGAGUGUUGAAAAGAUAGACCUGAAGGGAUUAUCACACAAAAAAAAUGAAAGAAAUGUUGAAUGUUCCUUUGAGGUCUUGUGGUCUGACUCUUCAGUAACAUCCGUAACCAAAUCUUCCUCUGAAGUGACUGAAUUUAUUUCAAAGUUAUCUCAGCUAUACCCUGAAGAAAAUUUGGAGAAAUUCAUUCCUUGCUUAGCUGGCCCAGAUUCGUUUUAUGUAGAGCGAAACCACAUAGAUCUGGAAGCGGACCUGAGGUAUUUGGCUUCAUUACCUUCUCAUGUACUGAAAAAUGACCAUGUUAAGAAGUUUUUCAGCACUUCAUCUCCCACCCAACAGCUUCAAAGUCCAAGUCCUGGCAACCUUUCCCUUUCUAAAGUCGGUACCGUGAUGGGCGUGUCUGGAAGGCCUGUUUGCGGAGUGGCCGGCAUCCCAUCCUCUCAGAGUGGCACCCAGCACCACAUGCAGCACUCAGCUGGUGCGGCCACCUUGCCCCACUGCUCCCACACAGGGGGUGGGGGCUCAGCACUGGCCUACCGGACUCAGAUGGACACCUCGCCUGCCAUCUUAAUGCCUUCCAGUCUGCAGACUCCUCAGACCCAGGAGCAAAAUGGGAUUUUAGAUUGGCUGAGGAAACUGCGUUUGCACAAAUACUAUCCUGUCUUUAAGCAGCUCACAAUGGAAAAGUUUCUGAGCCUUACUGAAGAAGAUCUAAAUAAAUUUGAAUCCCUCACCAUGGGAGCAAAGAAAAAACUCAAGACUCAACUGGAGCUAGAGAAGGAGAAGUCAGAGAAACGAUGCAUGAACCCCUCAGCCCCACCCACUGUCACCAGUAGCGGAGUGGCCCGCGUGCCCCCCACCAGCCACGUGGGGCCCGUGCAGAACGUACGGAGCACCCACGCUGCAGCACUGCGGGUGGAAGUGGAGCAGACGCCUCACCAGGCGGCCCGAGAAGGCAGCUCCUCAGAGUGCUCCAGCUCUUCGCCCAGCCCGAUGGGGGUGCAAGCCCGGGAAGAGAGCUCAGACAGUGCUGAGGAGAAUGACAGGCGUGUAGAGAUGCACAUGGAAGGUCCCGAUAAAGAGAAGCCUGUCAUGCUGCUGAAUCAUUUCACUUCAGCUUCCACCAGACCCACGGCUCAGGUUCUUCCUGUGCAGAAUGAGGCCGGCUCCAACCCGUCAGGCCACCACCCUCUGCCUCCUCAGAUGAUGACUGCAGCCUCGCACAUUGCACCCAUCCGAAUGCUGAACUCUGUGCACAAAUCGGAAAGGGGAGGUGCAGACAUGAAGCUCCUCUCAUCUUCCAUGCACUCACUGCUCUCACUAGAAGAAAGGAAUAAAGUCUCUGGACCAAGAAGCGGCAUCAAAGUGGACAAGAGCUUUGGCAAUGCCAUGAUGGACGUGUUACCCACAUCUGCCCCUCAUCAGCCCAUGCAGGUCCUUUCUGGACUUACUGAGAGCAGCUCUGUGUCACCCACCGUGUCCUUUGGUCCUCGUACCAAAGUCGUCCACGCGUCUGCACUGGACAGGGUGAUGAAGCCGGCCCAGCAGCCGGCCCUGGUGGUGGAGACGAGCUCUGCUGCCAUGGGGACAUCCAGCACGGUCUUCCACGUGGCUCGGCCACCAGUGAAACUUCUGAUGUCUUCGUCUGUCCCUGCAGAUUCUGCCAUUUCUGGGCAAACCUCCUGUUCUAAUAGUGUGCAGAUCAGUGUGCCCCCUGCAAUAAUAAACCCUCGGACUGCUCUCUACACAGCCAACACCAAAGCUGCCUUCUCUGCAAUGAGCAGUGUGCCCGUGGGCCCCCUGCAGGGCAGCUUCUGUGCGAACAGCAACACUGCCUCCUCCAGUAGCCACGCUUCCCCGUCCUUCCCAAACAUGGCCACUGUGCCCAGCUGCCCCGCCCCCAGCUCCAGCCCUGCACUCUCCUCAGUCCCUGAAAGCAGUUUCUACAGCAGCAGCAGCAGCAGCAGUGGCAGCGGCUCCCCUGGGAACAUUCCUGCCUCUGCCCAGAACCACCACCACCACCACCACCAUCAGCAACCAACGGCACCACAGCAACCCUCACCCGGCCCUCCACCCGGCUGCGUCGUGUGCACGUCGUGUGGAUGCAGUGGGAGCUGUGGCUCUGGCGGCCUGACUGUCAGCUAUGCCAACUAUUUCCAGCACCCAUUCUCGGGGCCGUCCGUCUUCCCCUUCCCCUUCCUACCCUUCAGCCCCGUGUGUGGCAGUGGCUAUGUGGGCACCCAGCAGUAUGGCAGCAGCGCCUUCCCAGUCAUGCCCUCACCCUAUGGCAGCAGCGUGCCCACGGAGCCCGUGCUGGGCGGCCAGUCCACCUUCACUGUCCCUCCCAUGCAGAGCUUCAUGGCAGGGGCAGCCGGUGUGUACCAGGCCCAGGGCUUGGUGGGCAGUAGCAAUGGUUCCAGUCACAAAAAGAGCGGCAACCUCUCAUGUUACAACUGUGGGGCCACCGGUCACCGUGCUCAGGACUGCAAGCAGCCGUCCAUGGACUUCAAUCGGCAAGGUACUUUUAGGUUGAAAUAUGCCCCUCCAGCAGAAAGUCUGGACUCCACAGAUUGAUAUUUUUCUCUGGCAACAGAACACUAUUAAGCCAUGGAGACAUAAGGAAAAUUAAAUACAAAACUGAGAAGUCUAGUUGCUGUUGAGCUUAAUAUUUUUAAUCCAAAGGUGCUUUACUUUAUUAGACUGGAUAGAAAACCUAGCAUAGGAGUGCAUCAAACUCAGUUUUAUUGCCAAAAUUUUAGAUUGGAGCUCGAUGUCAGGACUUGCCUAGUGGGUAUCUCCACCCUUGGUUGCAAUGCAGAGACCUGCCGUCUCUGGAAGAGCAUUGCCGUAACUGGUCCUUCUAGGCUCCCACGUAAUUCCAGGGCAGCUACGCGAGAUCGGAAGUGAGAGCUGAAGGUUGGAGUUCUCCAAGUGGAGUUCUACCAGUCGGACUGUUGACACCCCUGGGUGAGGGAAAAUGUCACCUUUGUUUUGUUUUGUUUUUGUUUUGUUCCUAAAGUGGCUAGGCACUAAUAUCUGGGCUUUUUAAGGAUUGCACUACAGCAGAAUGUAAACUGAUGUCAAUCUCUGCAGUUCUGGGAGACUCACUCCCUGAGACCAGUCAGUGUGAGACAUUCAGAGGAUCUGUCUUUACAGAGUUGGCACCAGCAGGCCACGUGACUUAGUACACAACAGAGAUUUUAGUAUUUACUUCCCUCCUUAGAACACUUUGUAGCAGUUUCAGGUUUUUGAUUUUCUUUUUUGCAAAUAAAUUUAAACUACAUUAUUAAGUAGAAAUAGUUACUCACAACAACUAAUUUCUAAGGGUCCAAGUCCCAGAGAAUUCCUGGUUGUCAAAGCUUUGCGAAUAUGUUCUUUACUGGCCCUUCCAUAGCUUUGAGUCCUGUCAUCUUCCACCAUGAAGGAACUCUCACAGAGACAUGGUGAUGGCACGGCCUUUGUGACUUGGCUCUGACAGAUGCCAUCUGUCCUUAGCAGAGUUUGCAAGUUUUUUUAAUCUCACACAGAUUUCCCAGAGACCCCAAAGCUUAUUGCUAACAGAUUCACACUUGAGACACACAUGUUAACAAUAAUACAGUCCUGUAAUUUAUAAGCAAAAGAUUUGAAAUUUUCCGCUGUCAACUUCUUUUGUAUCAGGCUGUGUAUUAAUAGUGAGUCCUGUUAAAAAUUACCUGGAAGACUAACAGACAGUGGUAGACUCUGAGAGAGACCACACCAGCAGGACAGCUACAGGGUCUGCAGAAGUCUGGUUUUAGCGAGGUGAGAAGUAGUCCUCACCACGCAGCUCUCAGUUCCACCCCACUGCAGGGGGAGCUUCGUGGCCUGAAAUUUAGGGACUUAAAUCUUUAAGACUAAAGGGAAUUUUCUGCUAAAUGACAUUGUUUUAAGUGCUAAAGCCUUCAGUAUUAAAAUAUUGAUUGGUAAGGCCUUGCCCAGGGAUUUUUCCAGAUGAAUAUUUAUUUUUUAAAAAAAUCACAAUGUGUUCAGACCAUUCUUAAAAUGGGACAAUCAGCCUCAAGCAAAAUUGAUGUAAAUUAAAAACACCCUAGAAUUUGAGGCAUUGCGAUGUGAGGCUUCACAUUCUGAGAUCAGUUUCCUGGCCUCAUGGAAACUAAAGUCGAAAGUUGUAACAUUUUUUUUUACAAAAGGCUUUUAGUAGAGUUUUUUAGAGUUUUAUUUUAGUAGAGUUUUAUUUCUAUGCAAUGCAGAAUUGACAGACCUCUGUAUUCUCUUUUCCUGGUACACAGUAUUAUCACAUACAGUUUUUAAGCGACGGUGAUGCUUUCAACAACUUUUGGGGGGAAUGUUUUGAUCUCUAAAGUUAUAAACACUACAAAAAUGUCAAAAUAAUGAGAACUGACACAACUUUGCCUUAAAGAAUAUUAGACUGGAACUUGUCAUGUUAUGUUAAAGGAAGACUUAGAGUGUUCAUUGAUGUUUACGAUUUUAAUAUUUCUGAAGGCCGUUAUAGUGGCCUGGAUAUGUGCUGAAAGCCAAACUUUUAAAUUUUUUUGGUUUUUUAAACAAAGAAAUAUUUUAAAUAAAUCCUAUUUCAACAUAGUGAAAUUGUUGAAAACUGUCUCAUAGCAAAAAAAGUCAUAUUUAGGUUUUUUGUUUUAGUGGUCAGUAUUGGGGAAUGAAAGUGUGUGUUGUUACCCUUACAACUAUUUUGAUAACUAUUAGAGAUUAGUAUUAAAUACAACAAAAAAUUAAAACAAACUUUGAUUUGAAGUAUGACAUUCAGAUUGAGGUAUAUAAGUUCAGACGUUGUGUGGCUGUGUUCCAGUCAUCAAAGGUCUUAGAAAAAUUCCCGGUUUCUUUGAAAGUGCGUGUGUGGUGUGACAUUUCCAAAGAGGUCAUUCCAAGUUGACAAUUGUAAAAUGUAAAUAUGAGGUACACAGGACACAAAGCUGCCGAUCCAUCAGAUCUCUUCCCAAGUGAAUCGCAUAACUUGGACUUGGGAAUAUUUGCUAACAGCAUUAUCUCUGAUGAAUUUCUCUCCAAAAGCUACCAAAGUCAGUAAACCUAAAAGAAGCAUUUUGCAUUUCCUCAGAAGAUGUCCUCACCAGUUAGAAACACAGAUCAGACUGAUCCUUUCAACUACUUAGUCUUUUUCCUGAAAUCGUGGCUGUUUCGAAGUGCUGUGGCAACCAGGUAGGUGUGGCGCCAGCCACUUUGCUUUGUGUAGUCUGUCGUAUAUUCAAGUUUCUAACCCCAUUUUUAUCUCCAAGAAUGGAGAAAGAGGAAUGUACAGAUCAAAGUACAAUACAAUGUUGGGGUAAAACAACUAUUUAAUCUUUUUUUUUUGAAAAGCAAAACACUCAAUUUUAUACCUUAUUUUCUAAUUUUUAUUUUAUGGUAGUAUUGAAAAUUGGAAAGUGUUUAAACAUUAAAACUCCUAAUUGUUAAAGAGCACUGAGGAAAUGGGAGCUAGCACUUCUAAUAAAAAUAGACAAAUUUAUUUUUUAAAAGCAGAUAUGUGAUUGGGUAUUUUAAAAAACCAGCAUCAUCUAUAAUCUCCAAAAGAUUACAGGAGUCAGCUUGUUAAUAUAGUAGUUAGUAGGUUGAGUACUUUAAUUCACUAUAUUUAGAAUUCUAUAGGUCUUUUAUCACAAGAAGUCAACAUAGUUAGUUUACACUACACAUUAUGUAUGGAGGUGCAGUAGCAGUGGUAGUAACUUUGCCUAACGUCACACGGCUGUAACACGUUUCGUGUUUGAGCACAGGCUGACCGAGGCUUGCACUCAUCCACUCACUCCAGUGUUUCCAGUGAGCACUUGCCGAGAGGAAUUGGGUUGUACCCUACCCUCCUCAUUCCCUAUCAUUUUGUCACUCUUCCUGCUUUUGUGGUGGUUUAUUUGAUGCCUUGCUAGUUUUACAUACUGAUAACUGAUGGCGUUACAUGUUGAAGAGUCUUAAAAGGUUAUAAGGGAAACCGUGUCCCUGCUCAGCUUGACCACCCGUCUCAGAGGAUGGGCCUGUGGAACCUAAUCCCAUCGGCCGCUCUUUCCAAAGUACAGAUGACUCCCAAAGAAUGAGUCAGGUGACAUAUAAAGCCAUGGGUUCUGAAGAAGCUCAAUUAUUGACAAGUCCCAAGGUUCUGAAAGAAAAUAUCUUUAAUCAACAUUCAUAAAACUACAUACUGUGCUGGUUGAGGCCAAAGGUCAAUGUUACUACACUGUUAAUGGAGGGAGGGGAGUGUUAGUUCUCCGUCCUGGGUAUUGUAGCAAGCCCCUCACAUGCAUAAGUUCUUACAUGCACAAAGACAAAGGCUUUGGUACUGAAACUGAAGACCUCGUAUACUCAAGAAUCUUCACAGCUUGUAUUGGACAUAUUUGCUUUUUAGGAAUGAAGGAAAAGUCUCCCAUUUUUGAGCCAUUCUUUUGUCAGUCCUACAAAACUGCAUGUAACUUUAUAAAUAUUUUUUAAAAAUAUAGUUUUGUAAAUAUUUAAUAUUCUGCUAAUUUGAUUUUGAAUUGUAAAUGUCAAGUAUUCUGUUUUUGGGGUUUUUAUGUUUUAUUAUACUUUGUUAAAAAGGAAAAAUUGUACAUUUUUAGAAUGUUUUUAUGAGUAAAUUUAAUGUACUGAAAAUAAAAAUUGAAAAAAAAAAACCCUUUC
Messenger RNA from Phyllostomus hastatus (greater spear-nosed bat), 7445 nucleotides. RefSeq names its product zinc finger CCHC-type containing 14 (gene ZCCHC14). Gene Ontology annotation, molecular function: phosphatidylinositol binding; zinc ion binding; nucleic acid binding. The record is from RefSeq and is a predicted model, not a curated record. The coding region runs from base 129 to 3380 and encodes 1083 amino acids. The transcript is spliced from 13 exons. NCBI's taxonomy places the organism in Eukaryota, Metazoa, Chordata, Mammalia, Chiroptera, Phyllostomidae.